This is a messenger RNA of Amaranthus tricolor (Joseph's coat), 2030 nucleotides long. RefSeq lists its product as uncharacterized. Bases 1352 to 1621 code for a protein of 89 amino acids. The record is from RefSeq and is a predicted model, not a curated record. The transcript is spliced from 3 exons. Lineage: Eukaryota; Viridiplantae; Streptophyta; Magnoliopsida; Caryophyllales; Amaranthaceae.
GCCAUUUUCCGUUUCUCACACUCGUUGCACUUAAUAACUUUGUUAUAUGAAGAUGCCUCUAAAUGAACAAUGUCAUAGGCAGCCAAAAGAGCAUAAUUGACAAUUUCCUCAAAAAAUCAAAAGCCUCUUUGAAAUCCUAAUUGGAUGCUUCACUUUAUUUCUUACCCAACCUAAAUCAUUAUCUUCAUAAUCCAAAUGAAUCAAAGCCCCUCACUUGUCUGUUACGUCACUUGUGCAAUGCUUGUGUUUUGCACUAUUGGUGGCGAUAUGUCCUACCUAAGAGUAGUGGCCUUCCUAUAGGAGAAAGAGGAAGAACCAUCUCUACCUACUUGAGGUGACACAACAAAUUCACUAUCAAAAUCAUCAUCAAAGUCUUCCCAAUGAGCUUCACCCACGCUAUUCUUUUCCAUCUCAAACUCGGUGACUCCUUUAUUAGAGCUCUCAUUAUAAAAAAAUACAAAUUCACUGAAAGUAAAAUCUCAACUUGUGAUCACUUGGUGCAUCAGGAGCCCAUAAUCUUAGCAUGAGGUUCCAACUAGUGAACACGACCAUAUGUCAUCUGCCAUCUUCAACCCAAGAGCAGUGUUAUUAGGUGAUCAGUUUGCAAAAUAAGCCUUCAUCUUGACCACUUUUGUCCAAAAUUCCUUACUUAAAUUAUCAUGAAAAAGCAUACAUCGAACCUUCUCUACCAAGUUUAUACUCAUGCUCUUUGACACUUUGUCAUUUUGAAGUCACCCGUAAAAUUCCUAAGUCGAACAUUACCAAGAUUCUUGCAAAAGUUGAUGACCUCAUCUUAUAUAUACUUAAGCUCGUUAUCUAUUCCCAACCUCUUCACUUGAUUUUCAUUUUGCGUCCUAAAUCAUUGUCUUCCAAUUUUUAAUUCCCUAUAUUCAAACCCUAUGAUCGACCUGAUUUAAAACCUAGCACAAACAGUUCUGGCUUGAGAUCAGUUCGAUCUCAAGUAACCCGCUCAUGACCAUCACUACCUAAAUAUGACCCAACAAAAUAAUCAAUUAUUGGAGGAAAAGUAAAAAGAAUUGGAAACAAUCUUAAAUACUUCGCAUUGUUUUGUUUCAAUUUUCUCUUCUUCUUGCAUUGAGUUUAAGGUAGCUUAAAAUUAGAUUAGUAGUAGAUUGGAUGUCAGAGGCAAGAAAUCUUCCACUGAGUUUUGAUGGGUCUUCAGUUCUCACGUAGGAUUUGUUUUCCGCCAUUAAAGCUCAAAUCUUCCUUUUUUUUUUCUCUCUAAAAUCUUAAAAUAAGACGACGCCGUUUCGUUUAAAGGGAUUUAUACUUUUAAUUACUGCAAACAAGAUUCGAUGGAAAAUAAAUAGAGAGUGAAAGAAAAGGUAAAAUGGUGAGAUUGAAUAGAGUUUUGUUGAAAAAUGUUGGAGAAGGAAUUGGUAAAACUCUUUCUGAUAUCCUUGUUUGCCCAUUAACUAAACAGCCCUUAAGGUAUUGUGAAAAGACUGGAUCUUUGAUCAGUGAUGAAAUUGGAGUUUCUUUUCCUAUAGUUGAUGGGAUGCCGUGCUUGGUUCCUAAGGACGGGAAGAUACUUGAAGAUGAAGGAUCCGUGAGUGCUGGUGGUUUCGCUACUUUUGUUAUGAAAGAGACAAAGGAUUGAGAUCAUACAACACUAUUGUCUACACAUAAUGCUGAAGUUGUGAACUUUUUUCUGUAUGCUGAGAAUACAUGGUUAAGGAAUGAUUGAGACUUCCUUGAGAUCACGAGCUGUGUCUGAGACUUGACUGGAAUGAACCACUUGUAACGGCAGUCUCUUUUUCGGGGCUGAUGAUUGUUGAUCAAUAAAUUAUAAAUAUGAUGUAUGAAUACUGCAAAAUUUAUGUGCGAGUUGUGUCUAUGCUCGGGCAACUUAAAAUAGUUUGAAUUUGAGCCAUGUUUAGAUGAAGUCAGAAAAAUUUUGCUGUUAAUUUGAUCUCCAUUUUGUUUCCAUUUUAUACAGAGUAUUGAUUCAUAUAGCAAUUAAAUUAAUUGAAAAUGUAUUUGCAUAUAUAAUGGAUUGCCAUUUGUUU